Myxocyprinus asiaticus (Chinese sucker) is the source of this 2098-nucleotide messenger RNA. Its product is annotated as microfibrillar-associated protein 2-like. Bases 110 to 592 code for a protein of 160 amino acids. Gene Ontology annotation, cellular component: microfibril. Lineage: Eukaryota; Metazoa; Chordata; Actinopteri; Cypriniformes; Catostomidae. The transcript is spliced from 10 exons. The record is from RefSeq and is a predicted model, not a curated record. Gene Ontology annotation, biological process: embryonic eye morphogenesis.
GAGUUGAGCAUCACUCGAGGAAUAAAGGACUGAAUUAAAGGGGCCACAGCAGGGCAGACAGACAGAGAGACAGACAAGGGGCCGGCUCAGGAUACAGGGGGAAAACACUAUGAAACUGUCUUACCUGAUUCUGCUGUCAGUGCCGGCUCUGAUUCUAGCACAGAACUAUGAUGAAGAUUUCCUAGAUUCCUAUGGCAACAGCAACAAUUAUGAGCAGCAGUAUUACUAUCAACCGGUGUCUCAACAGAUUUUACAAGCACAGACUUCAGGAGCAGAACAGAGCGUGGUGGAAAUUCAGACGGAGCCCACAGAACCGGGACCGCUGGAGUGUCGUGAGGAGCAGUAUCCCUGCACGAGACUCUAUUCUGUCCAUCAGCCAUGUAAACAGUGUCUUAACAGCAUCUGCUUCUACAGUCUGCGUAGAGUUUAUGUGAUCAAUAAGGAGAUCUGUGUGAGGACCGUCUGCGCCCAUGAGGAGCUGCUGAGAGCGGAUAUGUGUCGCGAUCAGUUUUCCCGCUGUGGUGUAGUUGCACUCAGUGGCCAGUGUGGGGCGAUGAGCAGCAGCUGCGCCAAGAGCUGCGGAUCCUGUUAAACACACACACACACACACACACAAGCCCUGGCACUGCCAAUCAGAUGCUGAUAAACACACUGCACUCAAACUCUUGAGCUUUAUUAGGCCAGAAACAUACUCUACACGCAAACAUGGACGUGUAUCGCAAGUGUCGCAUCCCGUUGAACAUACGUAACAUGCCUUCUUGUGAUUCUGUGGCAGUAAUACACUUCUUACUCCAGGGGGCGACAGAGUUUCCUAAUGUGAUAAUGUCAUCAGUUGACCUGAAAGAGAAAACAGACUAUAGAAGAAGACAGGUUACGCUAAAGCAAUGCUGAGAAUACGUUAGCGUUGGGUUACAAACUGUGCAUGAAUCUGAGCUUAGCUGUAAGUUUGCGUUCAUGUACUUGUGUAGACGAUGUUUCUGGCCAAAUCUUUAAACUUUCCACUGGCCGUCCCUCUGUGGAUUUUCAAAACAUUGGAUGUCCGGGGAAGAGUCAUUCAUAUUAAUGAGUAAAGCGCUACCUGAUGUCUUAGGUUUAGGUUUAGGAGUAGUGUUGGGAAUCAUACAGAAUCGUCCAAUCAGGUAUUGCUUUCCAGAUGAAUGUAAAUGACUCUUUGCUGCCCCUCCUCUUCCUCUUUCUCUCUUCAUAUAUUUCUCUGGCAGCAUCUGAUGUUCCACUGAUGUUUUUGGGCUCAUAUAAACUGAUAUUUACUGUAGGAAUCAUUUUAUUUUGGCCUGUAUGUUGCCUCUGGUGCUAUUGUAUUUGUUACACUGGUGCAGGAGAAACAGAGAUGUCACUAUUAUUACUGCUUCACUGUGUCAUUGUUCAGUGUUGUUGUUUAUUUGUUCAUUGUGUCUCGGGGUGAGUUACACUGAACCCAGACUCAAACCCUCAUAUCUGAUCUCAUGUCAGAGUUAAAGACCUGUGAGCACUGAUCUGUUGUCAAUAAUCAAUAAUCAUCUUCAGCUACUGACCGCAGACCUGCACAGAUGACUCAGUCUGGGUUCAGCUUUAAUAUACUCACCAUUUAUUACUGUAAUACUGGCUGUUACAAAAACUUUCUCAUUAUAUUUGCAAUAUUAAAAUAAACACUUUUGUACUGUAUGUUUGAACAUCACUAUAUGAUCCACUCAUUCUGGGGCAAAAACAUAAAGAACAAGAAGAAUAAGGGUAAAAGUGGAUAUUUCAAGUCAUUUUAAUCAUUACAAUGUAAUAUAUAUGUAUAUAAUAAGUCAUCUUCAUGCAAGUUUGACACAUUAGCCAAAAACAGGGCUGACAAGCACCUACCUCAGUUUCAAACACAAAAACGACAAACUCAGAAAACGUAGAAACAUUGGAUCAAUUAAAAAUGAAUUAGUAAUUUGGGACUUUAAUCCAAAAUACAUCAGUAACGUGCUUCAUAUAGAUCUGAAGAACCGGAUAAUGAGUUAUGAGUUGUUGUUUUAAAAUGUAUAAAAAUAACAAAUAAAUGUAAAGUAUCUUAACAUUUCACCUCACUUCUGUGCAUGUGCUGUAUGGAGUUAUAUUUGUGCCACAAUUC